AUGUCAACCCAUACCAGUCAAGGACCUGCUCAACUAGCCUUCAAUUUGGCACUCGUGGCCUACGACUACAAGUUUGAAGAAAGAAAACCGAAUCAGCUUCUAAGCGUCCGCCACUUUGUCAAGCAACCACAAAUUUCUGGCCUUCUGGCACAAGGGACAAGCAACAUAGUAGUACCUAGGAUCCAACCUAGCGAGGAGGAAAAGUCGCAACGUGAUGACUCGAUUGUGGGAGUUUGGGUCGGUAUGAGACCGUCCUGGGUUGACCAGAACCUGAACGACAACACCGUUAAGGCAGGCAAAGGCUCGAGUGUGAGCUCGAACAAAGGCUUCCCUCUGGUCCAAUUCGACAAGACUGCAUUGAGAGUGGUUGUUCCCUUGGGAAAAAAGACCGCCAACUACUAUUCUCUCGUCAAUCCGAUGCAGGGACUAUGUACUGCAUAUCAUAAGCCAAUUGAAGAGGUUUUCUUCUUUCCGGAAUUCAGAGACGAUGCUGCCACCUCAGCACAUGCUCGCCGGGAAAGUUGGGAAAGAAGGCACGAGACGCGUGCUAGAUCAGUCAACUAUAGAGACGAUUUCAAGAGACUUGCACUAGCAGAAACCAGGGUAUUAUUAUCGAUCGAGUCACACAUUGGGGAUCUAAUUCAAGCUUUGAGGGACGGGCAAGACAAUGACACUGAUAUGGAUACCUUCGUGGAGAUUCUUGAGAGGUCUCAAGGCUUGCUACGGAAGGACAUUACGGUAUUACAGGAGCUCGGUGGGAGCAUACUGGAUAAGGAUGAAGAUACGAGUGGAGAUGAGGAUGAGGUCGAGGAUGAGGAUGACGAAUGA
This is a messenger RNA of Capronia coronata CBS 617.96, 828 nucleotides long. RefSeq lists its product as uncharacterized. Lineage: Eukaryota; Fungi; Ascomycota; Eurotiomycetes; Chaetothyriales; Herpotrichiellaceae. The record is from RefSeq and is a predicted model, not a curated record. The transcript has 2 exons. The coding region runs from base 1 to 828 and encodes 275 amino acids.